Messenger RNA from Bombina bombina (fire-bellied toad), 1831 nucleotides. It is a transcript of the gene AP4M1, whose product is annotated as adaptor related protein complex 4 subunit mu 1. NCBI's taxonomy places the organism in Eukaryota, Metazoa, Chordata, Amphibia, Anura, Bombinatoridae. The coding region runs from base 224 to 1564 and encodes 446 amino acids. Gene Ontology annotation, cellular component: clathrin adaptor complex; trans-Golgi network; cytoplasmic vesicle. Gene Ontology annotation, biological process: Golgi to lysosome transport; protein targeting. The record is from RefSeq and is a predicted model, not a curated record. The transcript has 16 exons.
AGCAAGACAACAAAUGUCUUGUAAUUAAAAGGUGUUUACUGUCCCUUUAACCUGUCUUCUGAUUGCUUUCAUUUUGAUCAUGUGUUAACCAGGUUAUCCUUUGAGGAUUUCAUGUUCCUCUCUACUGCUUGAGGAUGUACUAAUUCCUCUCCAGAAUUACACUCCAAAUAGGAAGGGUGUUCAGCUUGCUCUUUCCUCUCAAUGUGUUACUACAGAUGCCAUUAUGAUCUCACAGAUCUUCAUCCUGUCUUCCAAAGGCGACCUACUGAUACAUAAGGACUACCGUGGUUUUGCUACCAGUUCUAAUGUUGCUGAUGGUCUCUAUCUAAAGCUUUCUUCGCUGUCUUCAGACCAGGCUCCUGUGGUAACGGUACAUGAUGGGUGUCAUUACAUUCACACACGUCAUCGUGGUCUGUAUUUUGUCAUCAGCACCUGCCCCAGUGACUCGCCAUUUAUAUACAUUGAUCUGCUGACACGGCUAGCAUCACUGAUAUGUGAUUACUGUGGCGAUCUCAGCGAGGCUGUUGUGCGGGUCAACUUUGCUCUGAUAUAUGAGCUACUUGAUGAAGUUUUGGAUUAUGGUUAUAUUCAAACCACAUCCACAGAUAUGUUGAAGAAUUUCAUCCAGUCAGAUGCUGUGGUCAGCAAACCAUUCAGCCUACUAGACUUGAGCAGCGUGGGUCUGUUUGGAUCAGAAACUCAGCAGAGUAAAGUGGCACCAAGUUCAGCUUCAAGCCGUCCUGUGUUGUCAUCACGUCACCAGCAGGCUGGGCAAAACGAGAUUUUCCUGGAUGUCACUGAACGCAUGACUGUUGCCAUAGGAGCAAAUGGUACUCUGUUGAAGGCCGAUAUUCAGGGUGAACUACGCCUGAAAAGUUUCUUCCCAAACUGUCCUGAACUGAGAAUUGGGCUGAAUGAGGAGUUCUGUGUGGGGAGUUCAGAACUGAGAGGAUAUGGCUCAGCUGUACGUGUGGAUGGUUGUCAGUUCCAUGAAUCAGUAAAACUGGACGAAUUUGAAAGCAGUAGAAUCUUACAAGUUCUUCCUCCUCAAGGAGAGCUCACUCUUAUGCAGUAUCAGAUCUCUGACAGUCUUACAACUUCCCUCCCAUUCCACAUUUUCCCCAGUCUUGAGAGAGACCCUGUUAGCAGACGUCUACGGAUUUAUCUGAAGUUGCGCUGUGAUUUGAGCCCCAAGAGUCAAGCCAUUGAUGUGCGGAUACAGCUGUCUGUGCCAAAGGGAUCCAGCAGUCUUUCUCAGGAGCUCAGUAGUCCAGAACAAAGUGCAGAAUUGUUGACCAGUGCACAGUCUCUUAUCUGGAACAUACCUAGAAUCCGUGGAGGAACUCAGCUAUCUGCAUUGUUCAAGGUAGAUGUCUCUGGAUGUACCUCUCUUCCAAACCUCUUGGACUUGCCUCCUCUAAACCUUUCCUUCCAAAUUCCAUCAUUUACCAGCUCUGGUCUCCAGGUCCGUUUCCUAAGACUCCGCAGUGAACAUCCUACUUCAUCCCAUACAUGGGUCAGAUACCUGACACAGAGUGACUCAUACAGUGUACGGCUAAGAUAAUACCAAUAUUUAAAUCAUCCUCAUAUAAAGGUUAUAUUUUACAACCUGUGACCGCAGAAUACACUGUCAUAGAACAGGGCACUGGAUGUGUAAUCAAACUUGUAUUAAAAACUCAACAAAGAUCACCUUGUACGCUAUAUAUAUGGGUAACCAGUAUCACUAAUUCAAAUAAUCAUUUAUCUUGUAUAUAUCCCCCAGUAUACAGUAAGCCACAGAGUAUUGCUCAAUAAACAAUCAACUUUAUUGAUAAUCAAAACAUGAAACAAA